Rosa rugosa (rugosa rose) is the source of this 1428-nucleotide messenger RNA. Its product is annotated as growth-regulating factor 5-like. The transcript is spliced from 5 exons. The record is from RefSeq and is a predicted model, not a curated record. Gene Ontology annotation, biological process: DNA-templated transcription; regulation of DNA-templated transcription; developmental process. Gene Ontology annotation, molecular function: ATP binding. Gene Ontology annotation, cellular component: nucleus. NCBI's taxonomy places the organism in Eukaryota, Viridiplantae, Streptophyta, Magnoliopsida, Rosales, Rosaceae. Bases 130 to 1122 code for a protein of 330 amino acids.
AGUCUUAAACACACACAGAUUUUUUAUACUAUAUGUAAACUCACGCCUGUGUCUUGUGGGUUUCAUUUUACUUAUUUGCGGAAACGAAUAUGGCCAAACCCCUCCUCCUCUCCAAGCAUUGAUUGCGAAAUGAGCCGGUCGUUGGUGGGCGGUGGAGGUCACGCGCCGCCCUUCACAGUGUCGCAGUGGGCGGAGAUGGAGCAUCAAGCCUUGGUUUUCAAGUAUCUCAAGGCCGGCCUGCCUGUUCCUCCGGACCUCUUGGCCCCUAUUCGCAACAGCUUCAACCUCAUCUACCCCGAUUUCCUGCGCCACCCCGCCUCUUUGACUUAUGCUUCCUUCUGUGGGAAGAAAAUAGACCCCGAGCCAGGGAGGUGCCGGAGGACAGAUGGCAAGAAGUGGAGGUGCUCUAAAGAUGCACAUCCAGACUCCAAGUAUUGUGAGCGGCACAUGAAUCGUGGUCGCUACCGUUCAAGAAAGCUUGUGGAAUCACAAACUGCUUCUCAAUCUCUGUCAACUGUGGCAUCGUCAGACAUAAGGACUGGGAGCCGUAGCCACAGCGGGAGCUUCCAAAACAUGCCCUUGCACUCACCAGGAAAUAGUGGAAGUCUAUGCUUUGGAAGUGAUGUAUCUCAGUUGAAGAUGGAGCCUAUACCCUACGGGAUAGUGAAGCGUGGAAACAGGGUCCUCGAUGGAGCAGAGGAGCAUAAUUUUAUGCCAGAAGCUUCAGGGAGUGCGAGAUCUGCUGGGGUGGAUAGUACUGUAGACAGUCCAUGGCGUCUUAUGACAUCUCGAGUUCCCUUGAACUCCUCAUCGGAACCUAGAAAUGGUUCUUUUUUGCUAAACAACUCCCAGCUGCAGACAUUGCAAGAUAGCGAACCAUUGACUGUUGAUGCUGCUAUGACCAAACAACAGCAACGGCAAUAUGUUGGUGGAGAGUUUGGCGUACUGAGAUCUCUAAAACAGGAACAGCAUUCUCUUCAGCCUUUCUUUGAUGAGUGGCCUAAAUCAAGAGAUCUGGGUUUCCAUCACAACGAUCCUAGAUCAACCAAUAGCUUAUCAAGCACAACUCAGCUGUCAAUGUCUAACCUGAUGGCUCCCUCUAAUUUCUUCAAGGAGCGAUAAAUCACCCAGUGCCCAGUGAUGCCUAUCCUUGAACCUGUGAGCUGAAUGUGUGAAUCUUCUUGUGUCUGUGCUAUGUGGGGUUCCUGUUUCCUGUAAUUUAAGCUCUUAUGUGACCACUAUGUUUUCUUUUAUUUGUAUUUCUGACAUUCAUGCAUGUACUACAGUAAUAAUGAGUUUUAGAUACUCUGAAGCAUGAAUGCUGUUCUCUUCAUCUCGGGGUGCUGUACAAUUCAUGCUUCUCAGAGAUUAAAGCUCUUAUGUAACCAAUAUUGCUUAGGCUAUCUAUUUGUAGUUUCACUUUGCUCC